This is a messenger RNA of Globicephala melas (long-finned pilot whale), 724 nucleotides long. Its product is annotated as glutathione S-transferase P-like. Gene Ontology annotation, molecular function: glutathione transferase activity. Gene Ontology annotation, biological process: glutathione metabolic process. The record is from RefSeq and is a predicted model, not a curated record. Lineage: Eukaryota; Metazoa; Chordata; Mammalia; Artiodactyla; Delphinidae. Gene Ontology annotation, cellular component: cytosol.
CUCCGCCGCCGUCAUGCCGCCCUACACCAUCGUCUACUUCCCGACCCGAGGGCGCUGCGAGGCCCUGCGCAUGCUGCUGGCCGACCAGGGCCAGAGCUGGAAGGAGGAGGUGGUGACCAAGGAGUCCUGGUUGCAGGGCCCACUCAAGGCCUCCUGUCUGUACGGGCAGCUCCCCAAGUUCCAGGAUGGAGACCUCAUUCUGUACCAGUCCAAUGCCAUCCUGCGACACCUGGGCCGCUCCUUUGGGCUCUACGGCAAAGACCAGCGAGAGGCGGCGCUGGUGGACAUGGUGAAUGACGGUGUGGAGGACCUCCGCAGGCACUGCAGCCGCAUCAUUCAUCGCGGCCACGUGAGCAGGCCGGGCUUGCACUCAGGGCCGGCGCUGGGGGGCUGCCCGGGCCGGCACGGGCAGCGCUCCCUUUCACAGGAGGAGGACAAGGCCCAGUAUGUUCUGGAGCUGCCGGGGCACCUGAAGCCUUUUGAGAGCCUGCUGUCCCAGAACCGAGGGGGCCAGGCCUUCAUCGUGGGCGACCAGAUCUCCUUCGCAGACUACAACCUGCUGGACCUGCUGCUGAGUCACCAGGUCCUGGUCCCCGGCUGCCUGGACUCCUUCCCCCUGCUCUCGGCCUACGUGGCCCGCCUCAGCGCCCGGCCCAAGCUGCAGGCCUUCCUGGCCUCCCCGGAGCACGUGAACCGCCCCGUCUUUGGAAGCCGCAAGAUAUGA